UAGUAUAGCGCAAAUAUACCGCGAGCAAAAUAUUGUGAACUUCGCAAGCGUUUGAUAUUACUUCAGUUAUCGGGCUCAAUCUGUUUAAUAAAAUAGAUCUCGUUUGUAGUACUUCUACAUCAAAUUAUCGAAAAUGUCGAAGGCUCAUCCACCAGAGUUGAAAAAAUAUAUGGACAAACGAUUGUCGUUGAAGCUGAACGGAGGUCGGGUUGUUUCCGGCAUUUUACGAGGAUUUGAUCCCUUCAUGAAUGUCGUUGUUGACGAAUCGAUCGAAGAAUGCAAAGAUGGCACGAGAAAUAACAUCGGAAUGGUGGUUAUUCGAGGAAACAGCAUCAUUAUGGUAGAGGCAUUGGAUCGAAUAUAGAAUAAUUCGUAGCGAACAUGAUACCAACUAAGUUAUCUUUAGAUCGAGAAACACGUAAUUCGGAAAAAUAAAAUAAACAUUCAGAAACUA
Messenger RNA from Toxorhynchites rutilus septentrionalis, 454 nucleotides. It is a transcript of the gene SNRPG, whose product is annotated as probable small nuclear ribonucleoprotein G. Bases 134 to 364 code for a protein of 76 amino acids. Gene Ontology annotation, biological process: mRNA splicing, via spliceosome; spliceosomal snRNP assembly. The record is from RefSeq and is a predicted model, not a curated record. Gene Ontology annotation, cellular component: U2-type prespliceosome; SMN-Sm protein complex; P granule. Gene Ontology annotation, molecular function: RNA binding. The transcript is spliced from 3 exons. NCBI's taxonomy places the organism in Eukaryota, Metazoa, Arthropoda, Insecta, Diptera, Culicidae.